This is a messenger RNA of Ostrinia nubilalis (European corn borer), 1011 nucleotides long. RefSeq lists its product as uncharacterized. The transcript has a single exon. The record is from RefSeq and is a predicted model, not a curated record. Bases 1 to 1011 code for a protein of 336 amino acids. NCBI's taxonomy places the organism in Eukaryota, Metazoa, Arthropoda, Insecta, Lepidoptera, Crambidae.
AUGAGGGAUCGACAACAAUACGUGGAGUACACUGGUUACACAUCAGAACCAUACUACACAAGGUCAGGCGUGAGUCAGGGUAGUAACCUUGGACCUUUUGAGUUCAUCGUAAUGAUAAAUGAUCUGCCGAAGGUCGUGAGAGACGCCAAGUGUUUACUUUUCGCGGACGACCUGAAGCUGUAUCUUGCGAUCAAAGAUCCUGAGGACAGUGUGAAGUUGCAGAAGGACAUCGAUAGAGUUGUGGCUUGGAGCGAGGAGAACAGGUUACAAUUUAACACCUCCAAGUGUGUAACAAUAUCUUUCACACGCGCACACAAUCCUACCCUGAAUGAUUAUAAGGUAGCAGGGGUCACGAUGACGAGGGUGACCGAAGUUAGGGAUCUGGGUGUCCAGCUUACUUCGAGUUUGACAUUCAAAGAUCACGUCACCAAAAUUUGCAAAAAAGCUUAUCGCAAUUUAGGCUUUAUACUACGCAGAUCUCAGGGGUUUAAGAACAUCGGAGCCAUCGUCGCACUUUAUAACGCGUUAGUUAGAAGUCACCUCGAAUGUAACUCGGUUGUUUGGUCACCACAUGAAACCAAGUACAGCGUGAUGCUCGAGCGGAUUCAGAACAAAUUUAUAAGAUAUUUAUAUAUGAGACGGUACGGGGUGUACCCAUUUUACCCGUUGAAGUAUCCCACCUUAUUCGUUCUGGGCAUGGUGGGGUAUAACGAACUCAGGGUGAGGAGGGAACUCGCACUGUCCAUAUAUAUUUUUAAAUUGAUGCGAGGCAAGGUGAGUAACCUUGAGCUCCUGGGACACAUACGGUGGAGCGUGCCCAGCCGCUACGUGGAGCGGAGGCGGCGGCCGCGGCUGCUGGACACGCCGCGCGCGCGCACGCUCCUGCUGCGGGAGGCACCGCUCACUCGCGCCAUGCGCCUUAUUAAUACGUUAGCGGAUCGAAUUGAUUUAUUUGCUUGCUCUCUGAAUGAGUUCACAAUAGCUGCUCUAUACGUGAUUUGUUAUUGUUAA